Molecule: messenger RNA, 257 nt
Organism: Entrophospora candida
Lineage: Eukaryota; Fungi; Glomeromycota; Glomeromycetes; Entrophosporales; Entrophosporaceae
Source: the annotation of a GenBank genome assembly
AUGGCUCAAACUUAUUGCGUUAAGUGCCGUACUAAAACGAAUUCUGCAUCUGAAAAAUUGGAAACUACUGAAAGUGGUCGAAAAAAAUUAAUUGGCAAAUGUGUUGUUUGUGGUACUAAUAAACAUACUUUUGUAUCUAAGGAUGGAUCGAUUAAAUUAAAGACUCCUGCUGAAGAAGCUAUUGCUAAGGAAAAAAAGGAAAGGACCAAAGAGAAUAAGAAGGCCUUAAAACUCGCUAAGAAGAUUAUGGCAGAGAA